CGUAACCACAACCACAUAACCUCUCAUUUUUUGACUGUCACUUUGACAGUUGUGGCGGUGGUUAAACACGUGUGAUAAAAAAUGCCAAAAUUCGACAAAAAACGCACCAGAAACCGCUUCAAUCCCAGCUUUAGGGGAAAAACCAACCGACCGCAAGUCCACCGCGAAUACCAGCACCAAAAUCAAUUGCGCGAAAUCGAUGUGGGAAUUACCGAAUUCAUUAACACGUUUGAGGGUUUCUCUGGCGUGAUCAAAGCCCGCUUUUCGGAUUUUCAAGUCAAUGAAAUCGACCCCGACGGCCAAAUUGCCAAACUAACAAACUUGGAAAUCCCCAAGUUUGGGACAACCGUGGAAAAAGCCGAUGCACCGGCUGAUAGCCCCUUGUCCCAAAUCCCGCAGGAGACAUGGCUAGGUUUAAAGCAAAUGCUUGACGAGGCGGAGCCGCCUUUGAUCGAACUCGACGUCAGUGAAAUGACAAAAGAGGAUCGUACGGAAAUUCACAAAUCGUUGAAAAAGUACUUUGGAGGGAAAAUUAGUGCAAAUACUGAGACGAAAAACGAUAAGAAAUUUAUGGUUUUUAAAAAACACGACGGUAAAAUUGACAACCGCUCGAACUGGCCGAGUGAUAAAGGGGAGUUUGUCCAUUUCCUUGUGUAUAAGGAAUGUCUCGACACGUUAGACACCGCCUUAAGGAUCGCCUCAUGUUUAAAAAUGCCCCCCGCACAUUUUAGUUAUGCCGGGGUUAAGGACCGAAGAGCGAAAACCACUCAAUGGUUUUCGGUCAAAAGAGUCGAACCGUGGAAACUGAUGGUAAAAACGCGACCAAUUCGAAACGUAAAGAUUGGUAAUAUCACUUUCAAAGACAAGCCGUUAAAACUAGGCGACUUGACCGGUAAUAAAUUCCGAAUCGCGCUCAGAAAUGUGACUGGGGACGACGAUUUGAUCGAAAAGUCGCUCAAAAGUCUCCAAGACAAGGGGUUUGUUAAUUAUUACGGGUUACAAAGGUUUGGGAACGAUAAAGAAGUGCCCACGUUUUCGGUCGGGAUACAACUUUUGUUGGGCAAUUGGAAAGAGGCCUGUGAUAUUAUUUUGAAACUAACAAAGUCAGACCAGCCCGAUUUGGACGUCUCUAAAGCUAAGAAAGUAUACGCUGAGACGGGCGACCCUGAAAAGGCUUUAGCUCAAUUCGAGAGCAAAAAUUCUUGUAUCGAAUAUUUAUUAUUGUCAGGACUGAGCAAAGAACAUAAAAAUGACUACGUCAAUGCUUUAGCGAGUAUACCGCGAAAUACGAGACUCCUUUACAUUCACUCGUUCCAAAGUUUGGUUUGGAAUUUAAUUGCGUCAAAACGAAUUGAAAAAUACGGCCUUAAGGUCGUCCCAGGCGACUUGAUUCUUCUCGAAAAUUUAAAAGAAAACUCGGAAGAUGACGAGGAUUGUGGCGAAAAUAAAAAAGAGCCCGUGAAAGAACUAACCGAUGAAGAGUGCGCCAAUUAUACAAUUUAUGACAUUGUUUUACCACUGCCGGGUUACGACAUUACAUAUCCGGAAAAUAUGAAAGACUGUUACAAGGAAAUUUUAGAAAAAUACGGCCUAACUUUAGAAAUGACGAGACAAAAAGUACGCACUUAUACGUUAAGUGGAACUUAUCGUAAAUUAAUGGGGCAAGUGCAGAACCUGUCGUGGAAAAUAAUGUACUAUAACGACCCCAACGAUAAUUUAAUUAGGUCAGAUUUGGAAGAACUGAAAGGGGAGAAAGAACCCGCGAGUGUUGAAGGAGGAAAAUACAAAGCGCUGCUGCUAGAUUUUUGCCUCGACUCAUCUUCAUAUGCCACAAUGGUGUUACGCGAAAUUCUAAAAAGCGAUACUUCGAGUAGCUCCCACGCGAAAUUAAAUAAUUACCAUGUGGCAACAGCAAAACCUGAGGAAAAAACGUGUGAGGAAAAUGAGUUUUCGGAUAAAGUUGGAUUACUCAACGACUCACAAAAGUACGAAGCUUUCAAAAAUAUAGUCUUCAGUGAAGACGAUACAAGUUUGAAACGAAAGUGUGAGGAGGAGAAUGGGGAAAAGGCAAAGGUCGCGAAAACGUAACUACAGGAAACUUUUUUAUCGGCUUGAAAUAAAAACACUUUGAAACGUA
Molecule: messenger RNA, 2137 nt
Organism: Tribolium castaneum (red flour beetle)
Lineage: Eukaryota; Metazoa; Arthropoda; Insecta; Coleoptera; Tenebrionidae
Gene: Pus7
Product: Pseudouridine synthase 7
Exons: 6
Coding region: 82-2088 (668 amino acids)
Biological process (GO): pseudouridine synthesis
Cellular component (GO): nucleus
Molecular function (GO): pseudouridine synthase activity; RNA binding
Source: RefSeq, a predicted model, not a curated record